Messenger RNA from Haliotis rufescens (red abalone), 3324 nucleotides. RefSeq lists its product as uncharacterized. The record is from RefSeq and is a predicted model, not a curated record. The transcript is spliced from 2 exons. NCBI's taxonomy places the organism in Eukaryota, Metazoa, Mollusca, Gastropoda, Lepetellida, Haliotidae. The coding region runs from base 1 to 3324 and encodes 1107 amino acids.
AUGAAGAAACGAAGCUGUAAGAAGUGUGGAAAGUGUCAUCCAACAAUACUGCAUGAUGAGAACUUCCGUUCUGCAAGUAAGAACGUAGAACAGAAGUCUUCUGAAGCUUGUGAUUCUCUUGUAUCUCCAGAUCAAGAGAUGUCAGUGUCAUCUUCAUGCAACAACAUUGAACCUGUUAUUUCAGAUACUGUGCUCCAAGCGAUUCUUCCAGUUCUGAUUCAACAAAAGGGAAGUGACAAGCUGGUGAAGAUCUAUGCACUACUUGACAACGGGAGUACUGGCUGCUUUAUAACGGAGGAUCUUAGACAGCGACUUGAGACUACAUCUACAGAAUCUUCACUGAAACUUCGGACUAUGCAUGGACUUCAUGUUGUGAGUACGCAUGUUGUGGAAGGUCUUGUUGUGUCAGAUCACAAUGGUGAUAAUGCAGUGACGCUUCCAAGAACUUUCACUCGAGAGGAGAUACCUGUAAGUCAUAGUCAGAUUCCCAAUCCUGACAUUCUGAAGAAAUGGCCUCAUCUGUGUGCUAUGGCUGACAAGUUGCCCAAAUACCUACCUCAUCUGGAUAUUGGUCUUCUUAUUGGGAGUAACUGUCCUCUUGCACUUCAACCUCAGCAAGUGAUUCCAUCUCAAGGUGAAGGUCCUCUCGCCGUACUCUACAGACAUGGAUGGACUGUCAGUGGGCCGCUUUAUAUCAAGUUCAACCCAGUUGAUAAUACGCUCACAUGCAAUCGUGUGCUCUUCCAAGAACUCACGUCGGCAAAAGAAUGUCUCACUGAUGUGAUACUGAAUAUGUUUGAAAUGGAUUUUAAUCCCAAGGACACUGGAAUAUUACCUGGUGAACGUGGUUUCUCUAGAGAGGAUGAUCAGUUUAUCGACAUGGCAAAUAAAGGCAUCGCGGAAGUUAACGGCCACUUUGAAUUGCCAUUACCUCUCAGGGAUCCAGACAUUGAUUUUUCCAACAACAGAGAACAAGCCGAGAAGAGAGCAAUGUGGCAAAGGAAGAAAAUGCUGCAUGAUGAAGAGUAUCAUGAACAUUAUACUGCCUUUAUGGAUAGUCUGCUUUCCAAUGGAUAUGCCUACAAGGUCCCAAGUGAUGAGCUAGCACCUGUACCAGGAAAGGUUUGGUAUCUGCCACACCAUGGUGUAUACCAUCCGAAGAAGCCUUCAAAAAUCCGCGUAGUAUUUGACUGCAAAGCAAAGUUUGAAGGGUUUUCUUUAAAUGACAGACUCUUGCAAGGACCUGAUCUCACGAACUCCCCGAUAGGUGUUCUUACCAAAUUCAGAAAUGAACCAGUUGCCUUCAUGGCUGAUAUUGAAGCCAUGUUUUAUCAAGUUCGUGUUCCUCCUCAACAACAUGAUCUGUUACGCUUUCUGUGGUGGCCAAAUGGUGACUUGAACUCGGAGCUACAUGAGUAUAGGAUGGCUGUUCACAUUUUUGGAGCAGUUUCUUCCCCCAGCAUAUCCAACUUUGCUCUCAAAGCUGCUGCAAAGAAAGCUGAAGAGAAGUAUGGAAGCCUUGCUGCUGACACAAUCUGCAACAAUUUUUAUGUAGAUGAUUGUCUCAAAUCGGAAUGCACGGAAGAGGCAGCUAUUGACUUAGUGGACUCUUUGCAGAAAUCAUGUGCAGAAGGUGGCUUCAAGCUUACUAAGUUCACAGCUAACAGUCGCAAUUUUCUCAGAUCCAUACCACAGGAACAUCAUUCAAAAGAACUCCAAACACGUGAUUUAGACUAUGACGAACUACCUGUUGAACGCGCUCUAGGGAUGCAGUGGCAUAUCAACAGUGAUGUUUUUGGAUUCUCAGUUCAUCUGAAGAGUAAGCCAUUCACACGAAGAGGACUAUUGUCUACGAUGUCGUCACUCUACGAUCCUUUAGGAAUUGUUGCACCGGUUUUGUUACCAGCCAAGAAGAUUUUACGGGAUCUGUGCAUCAACAAGCAGCUCGGAUGGGAUGAUGACAUACCCGUGGAAUACAAGGCAUCAUGGGAGCAGUGGAUAGAAGAGCUUCACCAUUUGAAUACACUACGGAUUGAAAGAUGUCUCAAACCUGCUGAUUUUGGACAUAUUGUUUCUGUUCAACUACAUGUAUUCUCCGAUGCAAGCACUGUUGGAUACGGUUGUGUAGCAUAUCUGCGUAUGUCUAACGAUGAAGGCGGUAUUCACACAGCUUUCUUGAUUGGAAAGUCUAGGCUUGCUCCAGUGAAAACUAUCACUGUUCCCAGGUUGGAAUUAACUGCAGCCACCGUGUCUAUUCACAUCGGACAACUGUUAAUGAAGGAACUGGAGUCUACACCUGAAAGUGUCACUUACCACACAGACUCAACGACGGUGUUACACUAUAUCAGCAAUGAAACAAAGAGGUUUCCAAUCUUCGUUGCCAACCGUGUCAAGCAAAUCAGAGACUUUUCAGAACCUACUCAGUGGAAGUAUGUAGAUUCAAAAAGCAAUCCGGCUGAUGUUGCAUCCAGAGGUAUAUCUGCAUCACAUCUGCUUACAUGUAUGAACUGGUUUCAUGGGCCCAAAUUUCUUUCCUCUUCAGAAUCAGAAUGGCCAGUACAGCCACAUCUUAUCCAUGAUGAGAAGAUGCUUGAAGAAACAGUCACAGCAACCGAUGCAUCACAGGAUGACUGUUCUCACAACACUGUGAAUAAAUUGUUGGAACAUUACUCCAGCUGGUAUCGUCUGAAGCGUGUUGUAGCCAUAUAUCACAGAUUGUUUGACUCACUCAAGUCACGGAGCGAUGAGCAUCAAUACAAAAAUAAGAAGCAUGCUAAAAGCAACAGAUCGCUUUCUGUGGAGGACCUCAGUCGAGCAGAGAAGAGUAUUCUUCAAUUUGUGCAGAAAAUACACUUUAACAAAGAGUUUGAACUGCUUCAAGGAUGUGAAGGUACACGAGGCCGAGUUCCAAGGACAAGUUCAGUGUAUAAACUUGACCCAUUCAUUGAAAGUGGAAUUCUCAAAGUCGGGGGUCGCAUUGGCAGAGCUAAUAUCCCCAAGGAGAUGAAGCACCCAGUUAUACUUCCUUACAGAAGUCACGUGACGUCACUGAUUAUUACAGACCAGCACAUAAAGCUAGCCCAUGCAGGACGUAACCAUGUACUUUCCAUGCUGAGAGAAACCUACUGGAUUAUUAAGGCUAUUAACUCUGCUGUCCGCAACGUCUUGUCACACUGUGUUACCUCCCGACGUCUGCGUGGUUCAACAUGUGAUCAAAAAAUGGCUGACUUGCCAUCUAGGAGAGUCAAUCCUGCUCCACCCUUUACCUUCACCGGUGUGGACUUUUACGGACCCUUCGUUAUCAAAGAUGGACGCAACACGUAG